ACUAAUCAAGUGCUGUAUAAUGUUGGAUUGAUUUUAUGAUCCUAAAAUAGUGAUGCGAGAGAGUAUAUACUACUAUAUAGUCAAAUUAAAUAAAGGAGUACGAGCAAAUAAAUAAAUAGAUAUAAUUUAUGAUAAAAUUUUCGAGCAAUUUAAAGGGGGAAUAACUGAUGGCUCCACACUUCCAAAAUGAGUUAUCUAAAUCUAACAAGUUAAAAAAAGACUGCUAGUGUUAUUGAGAAAGAGGCUCUCCUCUCUUUCCUCCCUACCGUCUUGUUUUUUACACAAUUUCUUCAUUUAGAUUUUCUCUUUGCUGUAUAUAACUAAGCAGAUUUCCACUUGAAAUCCAUUUUCACAAUCGUUAACCUUUCUAUCUCCAGCAGAAAUUUGGAAAAAAAAGAAAAAAAGAAAAAUAACUCUAGGAAAAGCAACCAUUCCAUGGAAGCAUUCAACCAUAGACUUGUCAUAUUCUUAUUUGCUUCGGCCAUUCUGAUUAAGGCCCUCGAAGCGAAUAUUGCUGUGUUUGACGAGGUAUGGCAGAAACGAGCCGAGGAAGCCAAGAAGGCGGCGAAUGAGGCCUACAAUCCUGACCCUGAAAAUGUUGCUAAGGAUUUUAAUCGUCGGAUCCAUGAGGAUAGUGAAACCAACAGUACAAGAAGGAAUUUGCGGAAAGCACGCAAGGGUGGUCCUUGCCUAGCCACGAAUCCAAUCGAUCGGUGCUGGAGGUGCAGAACGGACUGGGCCACCGAUCGCAAGAGGCUAGCUGGUUGCGCUCUUGGCUUUGGCCGGAGAACCACCGGUGGUAAGGAUGGGAAGCUCUAUGUUGUGACCAAUCCAUCGGACAGUGACACGGUUAACCCUCAACCGGGGACCCUGCGCUACGCGGUGAUCCAGCCCUACCCCCUUUGGAUAAUCUUUGCCCAUGACAUGGUCAUUCGGCUUAGUCAAGAGCUGAUGAUGACAGACAACAAGACAAUAGAUGCUCGUGGUGCCAACGUGCGAAUAUGCAAUGGUGCCCAGAUUACCAUUCAAUUCGUGAAGAAUGUGAUCAUCCAUGGCCUCCACAUCCAUGACAUUCAACCGGGCAAUGGUGGUAUGAUCAGGGAUUCAGUGGAUCACUUUGGGUAUCGAACGAGAAGCGAUGGCGAUGGUAUCUCAAUAUACGGAUCGACGAAUAUCUGGAUUGACCAUCUGUCCAUGUCGAAAUGCUAUGAUGGCUUGAUCGAUGCAAUACAGGCAUCUACUGCCAUUACCAUCUCCAACUGCCACUUUACAAAUCAUAACGAGGUGAUGUUAUUCGGGGGCAGUGAUAGCUACUCGGGGGACGAAAAGAUGCAGAUAACAGUGGCUUUCAACCACUUCGGACGGGGAUUAACACAGAGGAUGCCGAGGUGCCGAUGGGGUUUCAUUCAUGUUGUCAACAACGACUACACUCAUUGGCUCAUGUACGCCAUCGGAGGGAGCCAACAUCCCACCAUCAUCAGUCAGGGCAAUCGCUUCAUUGCUCCUCAUAAUCCUGCCUGUAAAGAGGUGACUAAGAGGGAUUACGCACCAGAGAGCGUGUGGAAGUCGUGGAACUGGAGGUCCGAGGGCGACUUGUUGUUGAACGGAGCCUUCUUUGUUCAGUCUGGGAGUCCAUUUACUACAAGGAUGAACAAAAAAGAUGUGAUCAAAGCAAAGCCGGGAACAUUCGUAACCCGACUCACUCGCUUCGCUGGCUCACUUGAUUGUGUACCAAAUAAGCCAUGCUAACUAAUCUAUAAGCACGUACAUAUGUCGUACUACGGCCACUGUAUAUAAAGCAGAAACGGUGAUCCCCUGUCCGAGACAGAGAGGCUUCAAGAGAUAGCUAAUUCUAUCCAUUUAAUAAUUAGUUUCACAUCUUUGAGGCAGCAAAAGGUUGUAAAUUGCUUUUGACCUCUGCUAGCUAAUUGAGAUUGUAACUCCAUGUAGGAUCUUUUUUCGGGUGAAAUGUUCCAUGUGGGAUUUUUCUUCAGCUAUAAGAUGCCCGAACUUGUUGGCUGAUAUUCGGUUUUGAAUUAUAUCCUCAACUAAAAUUCGAGAUGAGCUUUAUUUUUUCGGAUAAGCCAGAGAA
Molecule: messenger RNA, 2092 nt
Organism: Punica granatum (pomegranate)
Lineage: Eukaryota; Viridiplantae; Streptophyta; Magnoliopsida; Myrtales; Lythraceae
Source: RefSeq, a predicted model, not a curated record